Iphiclides podalirius (scarce swallowtail) is the source of this 264-nucleotide messenger RNA. The record is from the annotation of a GenBank genome assembly. NCBI's taxonomy places the organism in Eukaryota, Metazoa, Arthropoda, Insecta, Lepidoptera, Papilionidae.
AUGAUCAAACGAUCGCAAGCGAGACUCACUCGCGAGGAGGUCGACCUUGUUAAAACACAAUAUCGGUUCGACGACCCGGGAUCGAUCUGUGUAUCGGACGAUUCGAUCGCGGGAUUCAGGCACGUAUCUCUCUGCGUACGGGCUACGUACGGCCGCGCGCGCGUCUUGCUGCAGACUAAAGCUAUAGGCCGGGCACGCACGCGGGCGCAGGCACGCGGCGAGAUGAACAGCCCUACGCCAGCCGUCCCACCGACCCGCUUUAUC